Messenger RNA from Sphaeroforma arctica JP610, 168 nucleotides. RefSeq lists its product as hypothetical. The record is from RefSeq and is a predicted model, not a curated record. The annotation marks the transcript as partial. NCBI's taxonomy places the organism in Eukaryota, Ichthyosporea, Ichthyophonida. The transcript has a single exon.
GUUGAACUGGAGGCUCUAUUCGAGCAGUUCAAAUCGCUGAGUCGGGAUGGCGGUAUUGAUAAGACGACGUUCGAGCAAUGCUUGGGACCUCUCGGUGUCGAUAGAAAUUUGGUUACGGAGCGAAUAUUCCAUUUCUUCGAUCAGGUGUGUGGGAGUACUAAACGUUAA